Messenger RNA from Tarenaya hassleriana, 450 nucleotides. RefSeq names its product 40S ribosomal protein S30. The transcript has 3 exons. The record is from RefSeq and is a predicted model, not a curated record. Gene Ontology annotation, molecular function: structural constituent of ribosome. Bases 117 to 305 code for a protein of 62 amino acids. Gene Ontology annotation, cellular component: ribosome; cytosolic small ribosomal subunit. Lineage: Eukaryota; Viridiplantae; Streptophyta; Magnoliopsida; Brassicales; Cleomaceae. Gene Ontology annotation, biological process: translation.
AAAAAAAAAGCCGUAAAAAACCCUAGCUUUUAUGUUUCCAGGCUUGACGUAGCACUUCGAAGCAGCAGCCGGAAGAAGGAGAGCAGCGAAUUCAGAGGAACUAACCUAAUUCCGCCAUGGGGAAAGUUCACGGUUCUUUGGCUCGUGCCGGAAAGGUGAGGGGGCAAACCCCCAAGGUGGCGAAGCAGGACAAGAAGAAGAAGCCACGUGGACGCGCCCACAAGCGCAUGCAGUACAACCGCCGAUUCGUCACCGCCGUUGUCGGGUUCGGGAAGAAGAGGGGGCCCAACUCUUCUGAGAAGUAGAGAGAUAACAGGAAGAAGCUGAAGUGAAGAAUGCUUUGAUGAACAUCUCUAGUUUCAGACAGCUUCCGUACAUCUUUCGUUCGUGGCUUGUUCGCUUUUGCUCUGUGUUGACAGCUUUAUGAAUUAUGAAAUUCAGUUUUUGAUC